Messenger RNA from Scedosporium apiospermum, 486 nucleotides. RefSeq lists its product as uncharacterized. Gene Ontology annotation, molecular function: 2 iron, 2 sulfur cluster binding. The transcript is spliced from 3 exons. The record is from RefSeq and is a predicted model, not a curated record. The coding region runs from base 1 to 486 and encodes 161 amino acids. Lineage: Eukaryota; Fungi; Ascomycota; Sordariomycetes; Microascales; Microascaceae. Gene Ontology annotation, biological process: P450-containing electron transport chain; positive regulation of oxidoreductase activity. Gene Ontology annotation, cellular component: mitochondrion.
AUGUGGAGCUCCCGGACGCCCCAACUUCCCCAGCACGCAUUCCAGAGGCACACUCAGCGCUCAACAUUCCGGAACACUAGAGGCUUCUCAACGUCUAGUUCCCUUUCGCAUGGCCAUAUAACGCCCCCCAAGCCCGGCGAGGAGCUCUAUGUGACCUUUAUCGACAAAGAUGGAACGGAAGUCAAGCUUGCUGUUUGCGAAGGCGACAACCUCCUUGACAUCGCCCAAGCGCACGAUCUCGAAAUGGAAGGCGCCUGUGGAGGCUCUUGCGCAUGCUCUACGUGCCAUGUCAUUGUUUUGGACGAAGAGUACUACGACCGCAUGCCCGAACCCGACGAUGACGAGAACGACAUGCUGGACCUCGCCUUCGGCCUUACCGAGACAAGCAGGCUAGGGUGCCAGGUCAAGAUGACCAAGGAGCUAGACGGUCUCAAAGUCAAGCUCCCGGCCAUGACCCGUAACCUUCAGGCCAGUGACUUCAACUAA